Ectocarpus sp. CCAP 1310/34 is the source of this 218-nucleotide messenger RNA. The record is from the annotation of a GenBank genome assembly. NCBI's taxonomy places the organism in Eukaryota, Phaeophyceae, Ectocarpales, Ectocarpaceae.
AUGUGGAUUUUGCUGAACGGUACCGCCGCGCGGGUGCCACGCGGCGGCACCGGGGCCCGCCUACCCUUCCCUUCCACGCAGCCCACACACGGCUGCAUCUCCCCCACCAAUCGUACGCCCUGCUGCUUGGCCGUUUCCCGCAUCAAGAAUUCGUUGACAUGGCCGGUGGAGGCAUGGAACAAAUCAAUAUAGAUGGUGGGCGUGGAUUUGCCUACCGA